Molecule: messenger RNA, 1323 nt
Organism: Tripterygium wilfordii
Lineage: Eukaryota; Viridiplantae; Streptophyta; Magnoliopsida; Celastrales; Celastraceae
Product: homeobox protein HD1-like
Exons: 5
Coding region: 239-1108 (289 amino acids)
Biological process (GO): regulation of DNA-templated transcription
Cellular component (GO): nucleus
Molecular function (GO): DNA binding
Source: RefSeq, a predicted model, not a curated record
UCUAUUUGUCAGACUACUCUUCUCAAGAAGUCUUUCAAAAGACAAAGCAAAAGAACCUUUGAAAUCUCUCUCUCGCUUUCUCUCUCUAGUAAAACCUCUCCAUAUCCUGCAAGUGGUGCAGAAAGUUGCGUCUCAGAUCCCAAUAUAUACACACCUCCCCCUCUCUCUCUCACAAUUAAAGACACAAGGGGUGAAGGGUUUCUGUUUUCUGUUGUGACCCAGCUUCCAAAACCCUCAAAUGCAAGAACCGGCAGGGUUGGGCAUCAUGGGUGGCGGUGGUGACAUUCCAGAUGAGCAGAACCACCAUCUGAAGGCGGAGAUAGCCACACACCCACUAUACGAGCAGCUCCUGGCAGCACACGUGUCGUGUCUCCGCGUGGCGACGCCGAUCGAUCAGUUGCCGCUUAUUGACGCCCAAUUAGCGCAGUCUCACCACAUACUCAGGUCAUAUGCUUCUUCACACCAUGACCAGUACUCUCUCUCCCCACAUGAGAGGCAAGACCUCGACAACUUCUUGUCACAGUACUAUAUAGUGUUGUGUACUUUUAAAGAACAGCUGCAACAACAUGUUAGAGUCCACGCCGUUGAAGCUGUCAUGGCCUGCCGGGAAAUAGAGAGCACUUUACAUGCCCUCACAGGGGCAAGUCUUGGUGAAGGUAGUGGUGCAACAAUGUCAGACGAUGAGGAUGAGCUGCAGAUGGACUUCUCUUUAGACCAGUCUGCUGGUGUUGAUGGGCAUGACAUGAUGGGAUCAUUUGGUCCUCUAAUCCCAACUGAAUCCGAAAGGUCCCUAAUGGAAAGGGUUCGCCACGAACUCAAGAUAGAACUCAAGCAGGGAUUCAAAUCAAGAAUUGAAGAUGUGAGGGAGGAGAUAUUGAGAAAAAGAAGGGCUGGUAAACUACCUGGUGACACUACUACUGUCCUCAAAGACUGGUGGCAGCAGCACUCUAAAUGGCCAUAUCCAACUGAGGAUGACAAGGCAAAGCUGGUGGAGGAGACGGGGUUGCAGCUGAAGCAAAUCAACAACUGGUUCAUCAACCAAAGGAAGAGAAAUUGGCACAGCAGCUCUCAGUCUGUGACGUCUUUGAAGUCCAAGCGCAAGAGGUAGUUGUUGAAGGUAUAAAUAUUUGCAAGACAUGGCAUGGAUGAAGAGAAACUUAGUUUUGUGUUGAUAAUAGUAGUAGCAUUUUAUGUAUUUCUCACAGAAAUAAAUGUAAAAUAUAAUGUCUAAUGUACGUGUACUAAGAAUUUGUAGAAUAUUCAUGUCCUUUAUAGAGGAAGGAUACCCAAAUUAUCAGGGGCAGACGCAGAAUUUUGUUUCAA